ACCACCCCAACAAACCACCAAACCACCCAAAUCAACAUGAAGUUCUUCCAAGCCGCUGCCCUCCUCCUGGCCAUGUUCGCUGCCCUCGCCAAUGCUGAGCCCGUUCCCCAACCCGGAACCGUGCUCAUCCAGACUGACAACACCCAGUACAUCCGCACCGGUUAGGACUUGGGAAUGACUUCGAAUUUCUUUGCUAACCUAUUUUGAUUUUCAAAUAAACAAAACUAAA
Messenger RNA from Drosophila gunungcola (fruit fly), 229 nucleotides. Its product is annotated as daisho1. The coding region runs from base 37 to 165 and encodes 42 amino acids. The transcript has 3 exons. The record is from RefSeq and is a predicted model, not a curated record. NCBI's taxonomy places the organism in Eukaryota, Metazoa, Arthropoda, Insecta, Diptera, Drosophilidae.